GCUUUUUGCUUAUUGGGCAAUUGGAGCUGAAUAUGGACAAGGUUUUGAGACAUUUAGACAAGAUGGGCCUUUGAAGGUUGAUGUGGAUUUUUUGAAUGAUAGGCUGCAAGAAGGUUUUCUUCAACGGAUACGCAAUGCCAUGAAACCAGAUGAAGCAUAUGGUCUUAUUUUCUGAUGGGACAAUGUUGUGGGCUCAUUCUACCGCAAUUCCUCUGUAAUUUUAUGUAUGAUGUGUUUCUGGCAGAUACCCGAGCUAUGAAACUGAAUGUGUGGAAGCAGCUAGCAUCUGAAGAGGGAAAGGAAAUUCCUGAUGAUGAAUAUGCACAAAGGUUGAUGCUAUAUGCAGGUGCUGAUCAUGUAUGGCAUAAGGCAUUGCACUGGGAGACAGCAGAAAGUGAAGUGGAUAGAUUGAAAUUGAGGCUAUCACAGCUGUAUUAUUAUCAUUUACUCAGAAGAAUCCAUUGAGGGGCUGAAAGAAUGGCUGGAUGCUGUAUUGAGAGCUGGCAUUCCAUGUGCUGUUGUUUCAAGUCUAGAUCGGAUAAACAUGGUUUGGGCCCUGGAGAGGAUGGGGCUGAAGAAGUAUUUUCAGGUUUAUGACUUUCUGUGUGUAUGCCAAUAUAUUUUGUGAAGGGAGAACUAAUGGUCGUGACUCUUACAAACAUGAACAGAUAUGUGAAAGUAUGGGUGUGUGUUCCAAUUUCACCUAGUUAGUUUCUCAUCUUGAUUUGCUGAUAAUGUUCCAUGGCUGAUCUAACCGGUUUUACAGCCAUCACCCAGCUUCACAACAACAACCCACCACCCCACCCCUGCCGACCGCCCCU
Molecule: messenger RNA, 821 nt
Organism: Hevea brasiliensis (rubber tree)
Lineage: Eukaryota; Viridiplantae; Streptophyta; Magnoliopsida; Malpighiales; Euphorbiaceae
Exons: 6
Coding region: 175-465 (96 amino acids)
Source: RefSeq, a predicted model, not a curated record